CCAGAGGGUUGUGUAUUAUAGGCUGAGUUAGCAGCUUGCCCGUCGUAUUCCUAGGUGCACACAGGCAAGGCACUGGCUUCCUAUCCAACAUGGUGUCCCUCAGCGCCAGUGCCCAGAAGCUCUUGUCUUUCUUCCCAUUCCUGUUGGUCCUGUUUGAUCUGCAGUAUGAAGGUGUGGAGUGUGGAAUAAAUGCUGAUGUUGACAAACAUCUUGAAAUGGGAAAAAAAUUAUUAGCAGCUGGACAACUGGCAGAUGCUUUAUCUCAUUUUCAUUCUGCUAUAGAUGGAGACCCAGAUAGCUAUGUCGCCUAUUACAGAAGAGCAACAGUAUACCUGGCCAUGGGCAAAUCUAAAGCUGCCAUUCCAGAUUUAAGCAAAGUGAUUGAGCUAAAGCCAGACUUCACUUCAGCAAGAUUACAGAGAGGACACUUGCUUUUAAAGCAGGGGAAACUUGAUGAAGCAGAAGAGGAUUUUAAUAAGGUGCUGAAGUCCAAUCCCAGUGAGCAAGAGGAGAAAGAAGCUAAUGCUCAGCUCCUUAAAUCCAAUGAAAUCCAAAGCAUGCGGUCACAAGGGGUUGCUGCCUAUGAGCAAAAAGAUUAUGCUACUGCUGAACCGUAUCUAAAUUUUGUGUUGGAGACGUGCAUAUGGGAUGCAGAGAUUCGGGAGCUGCGGGCUGAAUGCUAUAUCGGCCAAGGUGAGCCUGGGAAAGCGAUCAGUGAUCUCAAAGCUGCCUCUAAACUAAAGAGUGAUAACACAAAUGCUUUCUACAAAGUGAGCAAGAUCUACUACCAGCUGGGGGAUCAUGAGAUGUCUCUUAGUGAAAUCCGGGAGUGCCUGAAGCUGGAUCCAGAUCACAAAGAGUGUUUUUCACACUAUAAGCAAGUAAAGAAACUCAACAAGCAGAUCCAAGCAGCCGAGGAACUCAUCCAUGAAGGACGUUAUGAGGAUGCUCUCCCUAAAUAUGAAGGCGUUUUAAAAACAGAGCCAAAUGUCCCGUAUUAUUCAGCACUUGUCCAGGAGCGGAGCUGUCAUUGUUAUUCUAAGAGCCAACAGUCUACUGAAGCCAUUAGGGUGUGCACAGAAUUUCUGCAACAGGAGCCCAGCAAUGUUAAUGCGCUGAAGGACAGAGCUGAGGCCUACAUUCUAGAAGAAAUGUAUGAAGAAGCUAUUCGAGAUUAUGAAACCGCUCAGCAGAACAAUGAAAAUGACAAGCAGAUCCGAGAAGGACUGGAUAAGGCACAGAAGCUCUUGAAGCAAUCACAGAAAAGGGACUACUACAAAAUUCUGGGAGUUAAGAGGAGUGCCAAGAAGCAAGAGAUAAUAAAAGCCUACAGAAAGCUGGCACAACAGUGGCACCCUGAUAACUUCCAAGAUGAAGGAGAAAAAAAGAAAGCAGAGAAGAAAUUCAUUGACAUUGCAUCUGCCAAGGAAGUCUUAACUGAUCCAGAAAAGAGGAGUCGAUUUGACGCCGGUGAAGAUCCUCUUGACCCUGAAAGCCAACAAGGAGCAGGGGGGCCUCAUUUCCAUCGCGGCUGGAACCAGUGGCAAGGAUUCAAUCCAUUUGGUUCCGGAGGAACGUUCAGCUUCAAAUUCAACUAAAAAGCAAAAGUGGCUUCACGCACCUCUCUACCAGGCAAGAUUUGUAUGCGCUCUAGUGGAACUAAUAUGAUCAGCUCCAGCUACAGACAGUGACAGAGCAGCUCGCCUGGAUACAAUGUACAUGAAGCAAAACAUUUCUGUGACUUUGAAAGACGUAUUGAAUUACUGUACCUACCGGCUGUGUUCUUCAUUUUAACUUUCAGUGUUCCUCAAAGGAUAAACACAAAGUGUCUUUUCUCUCCUGUAACCUCCCAAGGACGAUUCAAUAUGCGGCAACACCAGCCUGCGCCGUACUCAGAAUUGUACCAAAUUGUAUUGAUGCCACAAAAACGGCAGUGCCAAGACCUGAACAGUAUAGUCGAACAGAAAUCUAUAUGUAAAUUAAACUAUUUUUGAAAGCU
Messenger RNA from Xenopus laevis (African clawed frog), 1999 nucleotides. RefSeq names its product DnaJ heat shock protein family (Hsp40) member C3 L homeolog (gene dnajc3.L). The transcript has 12 exons. Gene Ontology annotation, molecular function: protein-folding chaperone binding; misfolded protein binding. Bases 90 to 1598 code for a protein of 502 amino acids. Gene Ontology annotation, biological process: protein folding in endoplasmic reticulum. Lineage: Eukaryota; Metazoa; Chordata; Amphibia; Anura; Pipidae. Gene Ontology annotation, cellular component: endoplasmic reticulum. The record is from RefSeq and is marked provisional.